AUAUGGUAUCGUAACUGCAAAUAUCGAACCUCGAUUGUUCUGUCUCACAAUUUGGAUGACCGAGACGGCAAACGACUCGACCUUUUCGAUCUCUUCAAUAUCGGCGAAUAUCUCUACUGCCCCCCCUCCCCCCCUCGCCCUUUCCUGGAUCCCAAUCAGCCUCGCGUCCGACGGUACAGGACCGUGAUCGUUCGUCGACUCGCAUACCAAGUCUCGAACCCAGUCCAAACCUGUUCCAAAACCCCCCAAUAGCCCCCAAACCCUUCUUUUCAAGCCCUUCACCACCCGUAAAAAUCGAAAAACCAUGUCUUCUCACCAACACACCCACGGCCACACCCCCGGCCACCCGACCACCCACCCCAAAGCGGUCGACCCGUCGGCGCCCUCGCACCAACACCUCACGAACCACCCGACCCACCACGACGCAUCUGACAACACCACCGGCCUCCGGUCCAGCGACACCGGCGCCGACGCACACGCCAAACCCAGCACCAAGGUCGCGGGUGACCUCAAGGGCAUGGCCCACGGCGUCGCCGGUUCCGUGGAGGCCGCCACCGGCACCCUCCUCCGGAACAAGAACAUGCAGGAAAAGGGUUUCGAGAAGAUGGGUGAAGAGGACCAGAGACUCGCCGCGAAAUCGGGCAAACCUCCUGUCGGGACGACGGCGGUCGACGCCACGAAUAGCCCCGGAGCCGCCACCAUCGGAAAAGGCCACGCCACCACGGGAUUGUCAAAGUGAGACUCUGGCACUCGGAACUCCCAAGCACACCCACACAGAGACUGACAGACCGAACACAAGUCAAGUCGGUCGGUUUCAUUGCAAAGUAUCAACAAAGGUCUCGGCUGGGGAACAUCAGGUUAGCAUUGCUUUAGAGACCCGGAUAGUGAAUAUCUGGGGGUGGACAAAGGAUGCCGGUGCUGGAAAUUUCGAGGAACGGCUCAUGCUUUACUCUAAGCUGUCUUCCUGGAGGUGUUUGAGCAUCGCGCGAGGACACUAUCAGUUGAUAGCGAUAGCUAUGUAUUCUUAGACACAACAAUAAUGUACAAAGACAAAAACUACAGCGCGAUUAUCGUGCAAUAAGACAGAAAUAUCCUGCCUUGACGUACCGCGUCGACGCCUGAUCGUAUCUCA
Messenger RNA from Exophiala oligosperma, 1132 nucleotides. RefSeq lists its product as uncharacterized. The record is from RefSeq and is a predicted model, not a curated record. The transcript has a single exon. NCBI's taxonomy places the organism in Eukaryota, Fungi, Ascomycota, Eurotiomycetes, Chaetothyriales, Herpotrichiellaceae. The coding region runs from base 305 to 739 and encodes 144 amino acids.